Molecule: messenger RNA, 4677 nt
Organism: Gasterosteus aculeatus aculeatus (three-spined stickleback)
Lineage: Eukaryota; Metazoa; Chordata; Actinopteri; Perciformes; Gasterosteidae
Gene: stox2a
Product: storkhead box 2a
Biological process (GO): regulation of transcription by RNA polymerase II
Cellular component (GO): cytoplasm; nucleus
Molecular function (GO): RNA polymerase II transcription regulatory region sequence-specific DNA binding
Source: RefSeq, a predicted model, not a curated record
CCCUCCUAAAUCCCUCCUCACCGUCCUCCUCGCUUCCAAUGCCCCAUUUCCCUCAUCUCUACCCCGGCCCCCCCCACCACCACCACCACCACCACCACCUCUCUCCUGCUCCCUCCUCCCACAUCAGAGCGGCUACGUAAUGUGCCUCCCUACGCAUGCAAAUGGGGAUGCUACAAAUGGUGGCUGGGACUGAUGCCGAUGAAAGGGUGAUGCCUCGCGCAAUCACCUGCACCGCCACCGCCACCACCACCACCACCACCACCUCCUCCUCCUCCUCCUCCACCACCUCCUCCGCCGCCGCUGCUGCCGUCGCUCCGGAUCAGCCUGGGAGAGCCCAGCAGCCCGCCUCAGCCGCCCACAGUGCGCACACAGCCGCCCGUCGCCUGCCCGUGGAUGUAAAUGAGACGCGCGUAUGUGUGUAGAAGGCGCACACUGGCUCCUGCCAUGUCUGGUGUGUGAUCGCUCUAGCGGGACGUUCCUACUGAUGCGGGGGAGGCACUGAGCCUGAGGUUGGUCGACCUCCCCCUGCACCCCCCCCCUCCCCUCCCCUCCCCUCCCCCUUCCCUCCCCCCCUUUCCCCUUUACCCAUCUCCCUUCCUCCUCAUUCCACCGGCCAACCCCCUGCCCCCCCCCCCCCCCACCCCCCUCCCUCCCUCCCUUCCUAUCCCAGCCCCGCGGGGGGUGAAGGCCACCUGGCAACGGGGUCACGAUGAAGAAGAACCGCAGCAGCAAUCUGCGGCGGGCCUGGCCCAGCUCGGAGCACCCGGAGCGCCCGGCGGAGCACAAUCCCUCCCGUGGUGAGAAAGACAUCCGUUUGCAGAAGCAGCACCUCCCCCCCCCUCCCGCUCCUCAUUUCUCUCCGUCCCCACCAGGUUAUCGUGCGCCAGGUGACGUGUCUCCGAUCAGCAUGUCACCUAUCAGCCAGUCACAGUUCAUCCCGCUGGGGGAGAUCUUGUGCCUGGCCAUCUCCGCUAUGAACUCGGCCCACAAGCCCGUCAACCAGGAGGCUCUGGUGGAGCACCUCACUGCCACCUUCCCAGGCGUGCCUACACCCAGCUCAGAGGUCCUGCGACAUACCCUGAACAUGCUGGUGCGAGAGAGGAAGAUCUACCCAACUCCAGAGGGCUACUUCAUUGUCACCCCACAGACCUACUUUAUCACUCCUUCCCUCAUCAGAACCAACAACAAGUGGUAUCACCUGGAUGAUCGGCUGCAGGAGCGCCAGACGCCACAGUCGCAGCAGCAGCAGCCGCCGCCGCCGCCAUCUCAGCAAUGCACUUCGCCUCAGUCUGGCAACGUAACACCAUCCGCACCCGGCUGCCUGAGGGAGAGGCCUCCUCGCAAGAACCACAGCGACUCAUACAACUCCUACCGCGACGACUUGUCCAGACUUCACAGCAGCAAGUCCCCGAAGGAGCACAGGGGAGAUUCUUACCAAAGUAAGCCCCCCAAGGAUCACAAUGGCGGGGAGCCUCCGCCAAGCACGUCAGCCAAGGAGCACCGGGGAGAACCUCCGUCAUACCCGUAUUCCCCUCUCCCCACUUCCCCUCCUGCCCAGCAACCGCCGCCUCAAGAGCCCGCGGAGAAGAGCAAAAGCAUCACUUCUUUCCCUUAUAAAAGUGACACUCUGACCAAAAAGAAAGAAGGAGGUGGCGGCGGCGGCGGAAGCGGCGAGAAGCAAUCCAAAAGGUUUGGCCUCCGGCUAUUCCGGCUGAGUUUCAAGAAGGACAAAAUGAGACAGCUGGCCACCUUCUCAGCGCAGUUCCCCCCCGAGGAGUGGCCUCUGCGCGACGAGGAAGUGCCGACCACACCCAUUCCCCGCGAGGUGGAGAUGGAGAUAAUCCGCCGAAUCAACCCCGACCUAUCAGUGGAGAACGUGGCGAGGCACACGGCGGUGAUGAAGAGGCUGGAGGAGGAGCGCGCGCAAAAGAACAAGGCCGGGUCCUCGGCCCAGCACAGUGCACGGAGCAGGAGGGCGAGGGGCCACAGGAGGGCCCUGCACGGGAAGUCCCGCUCACACAGCAAGCCCCGGACCUCCAGGGGAGACCCCUCUGAGGGUUCGAACUGGGACCUUCUGUUCAUGGAACGGGAUUACCGCUUCUUCAGCCACUCGUUGGUUCGCUCGCCUCGGGAGGCCAUGUACACCCUUGAGCGCAGACGGAGCGGCGGGGCAACGUACCUGGUCCACAGCAACCCCAACAUCACAGAAUCGAACUGCCCGGUCGCCCCCGAGUGGGACGUGUCGGGGGAGCUGGCCAAGAGACGGACCGAGAUGCCCUUCCCGGAGCCGUCGCGCGGGACCUGCCAGUCCAGAGUGCAGAGGAGCCACAGUCACAAUCAGGACAGGAAGUCGCGUCACGACAGGUCAGAUCAAGCCAAGGAGCGCUCCCGGUCCAUGGACAACUCGCUCAAGGGCCCUUCGCUGGGGGCGCCGGAAGACUUUGAACCCACUCUGGAGGAGCGCAGUCAUUACUACACCGAUGACGGCACCCUGCGCGCCAAGCAGAAGUCCUCCCACUACUCAAGGAUCAUGUUCUCUGCUGCUAAGUUCCACUCUGAUUUUAAUGUGCCUGAUUUGGGGAAAGGGAGUUUGGACGAGUCGAGGAUCCGGAGUACGAUGGAGAGGAACAAAAGCAGAGACAGCUUGCCAUCGUACAAUGAGCUAAUGGGACUUUCUCCUAAGCCCUCAGCAGAUGAGUACUUCCAGUGCAAUACGUCAAAUGAAACAAUCCUAACUGCCCCUUCGCCUCAGGCAAAAUCAGAAUAUGACACAUUAACCUCAUCAGGGGGACUCCGAAAGGGCUCUCCGGCUGACCGCCAAACGCCUCACCUCACGUCUCCUCACACGAUGGAGUACAAAGAGGACUUGUCGGCAGCAAAGGGACAGAGCGGCUCGGCGCGACUGACGCCGAGCCAGACGCCGGAGCCGCUGCAAAAUGCCCGUUUGACGCCGCACCAACACAACGUGGACCCGGGAGGGGGCGGAGGCAGCAUGGUGAUCAAGAGGAAAGAGAUCUUCAGCAAGGACACUUUGUUCAAACCUCCACACAAUGCCUUGUCCACGGGCUACGUGGACAGCAGCUACACCAAGUCCGGCACAUUGCGGAAAGCCUCACAUGCCAAAUCAACAGAGGCCCUAGACAAUCCUGAGCCCCAGCAGCCUUCCAAUUCAGUCACUUCCUCAGCAUCACCGGCAGUUUUACAGGUCUGCUUAGAGCCAACAGUCCCCUCCGCCUCCUUUGACUAUUAUAAUGUAUCAGAUGAUGAGGAAGAGGAAGAGGCGGAGGAGGACUCGCACAAAGAGUUGGCGACGGCAGAGGACAGCAAGGAGCACGGGGAAGUGGGUGGUAACGGUGGAGGCGGUGGCGGCGGCGGUGGUGGUGGGGGUGGUGGUGGCGGUGGCGGUGGUGGCGGUGGUGGCGGCGGCGGCGGUGGUGGGGAGGGAACCAUGCAGUGGUUACUGGAGCGGGAGAAGGAGCAUGAUCUGCAGCGGAAACUGGAGACCAACCUGACCUUGCUCAGCCCCAAGGAGACGGAGAACAGCAGCAGCCAGAAGUCGGCCCACUCGGCCCGUUUGGACAGCAUGGACAGCAGCAGUGUGACGGUGGACAGCGGAUUCAACUCCCCCAGAACGCGUGAAAGCCUUGCGUCCAACACAUCCAGCAUAGUGGAAAGCAAUAGACGGCAGAAUCCGGCGCUGAGCCCCGGCCACAUCGGCACGAGUAGUAUCGGACUGCCGUUCAGCUUUCGCGCCAUCCCAGAACCCGCCACCACACAGCCUGAGAAACUCCAGAAGUCAUCGAACUGCCUGGCCUCCAUCACCAGCGUCUGACAGGCAGCGCAGACUGAGACUGAGACCGGGGAGGGUGGUGGAGGAGAAGGAAGUGAGGGGUUUCACCAUUUUGACCCUCACAGACACACACACACACACACAUAUAUUCAGACUCCUGAGAAUCCAUUUACUGGGACUGUUACAUAAACAGGCAUGGCUUCAAGAGACUGUUCCCACAGCUUCAAGAACUUUACUGCAAAAAAAAGAGAAGAAGAACUACAGAAUAUCAAGACCAACGUAGGCAAAGAACCCUACCUGAAGUACUCUGAUUUUUGGUGACAUGGACUCUAGUUUGGCUUAUAUCAAGAUUAUUGACUAUUGGUAUUGGAAAGUAGUAGACUAUAGGAUUCAAGUUACAUUUGGAAAUAUCAAAAAAAACUUUUUAUAUUACUUAACAAUACAUGUCCAAUUAAAUGUUCUCCUUCCUGAAAUAGCGUCAAGUUCUUCAGGACAAUUCAAUGUCAGCACAAUGUCGUGAGAUCAACCAAGUUGAUCGUGAGAACAACGAAUGAAAUAUAUAAAAACAUAAAUCAGCUAAAGAUUUGUGUACCGCAAUGCAAAUGAUGUAUGUAUACUCGAUACUUUUGAUAUCCUAAUUAUUAUAAUGGUGGUAUUAAAGAUGCUAUGUGACCAAAAGUGAUGUCUGGACAAAAUGAGCUGCACGCCGACACUCACGUGUACGUCCCAGACGUCUCACAAAACAACCCCGCCCCCCGCCUCAUUCAGUUCUGUUAAAUUGUCAGAAGAAUAUUAACAUUACGAUUCACUGAGCACUUUAAGAACGUAUUUAGUCCUAUUUUAGGUACAAUAGUUGAGAUAUGCAUUAAAGAAAGCACAAAAAAACA